Molecule: messenger RNA, 1757 nt
Organism: Notodromas monacha
Lineage: Eukaryota; Metazoa; Arthropoda; Ostracoda; Podocopida; Cyprididae
Source: the annotation of a GenBank genome assembly
AGGUUUUUUAAAUGAGAAUUGACUCGUGUUCACUGACAAACCACGAUUAAUAAGUAUGACGACGGAAGGCAAAAAGAAACCUUUACAUCAGCACCAAGGAUUUCUUCAGCAGGUCCUUUGUGCAUCCGUCGGAUCUGUAUUUGGAACAGUCGUGGGAACGGGACUAGGAUUUUCGGCGGUAGGCUUGACUUCCUUCGAGCAGGAUGAAAACGCGCCCUUCGUCAUGGCCAACGCCGAGAAAUCUGUAUUCAACAGCCUUUUAAUACUCUCUAUGAUGGUCGGAUCCAUUGCUGGCCACUAUAUGUCGUCGAUGGCUGGUCCUCGGAUGAACAUCACCUUGCUGCUCAUGCCUAUGAUAGCGAGCUGGGUUUUACUUGCCUUCAGUAAGAGCCUGACACUGUUCUUCGUUUCCCGCGCUAUUCUCGGCAUCUGUGGAGGCGUUGCAAUGCCGAUCGGCCAAAUAUACUUGUCGGAGAUCGCUUCACCGGAAACGCGCGGGUUCAUUUCAUCGACUUCGAUGCUGAGUCAAUAUAUGACAAUGCUCACUGUCAGCGUGGCGGCAAUCUUCCUGCCAUGGCGCGAUUUGGCCCUCUUGAGUGCGGCUCUGAUGUUAGCGCUUCUCCUGGUUUCUUUCGCAAUUCCGGAAUCACCCACGUGGUUGCUCCGUAGGGAUGCGAAGGAGGAAGCAAUAAAAGCUUUGCAGUUUGUUCGGGGGGAAGAGAACGUGAAACCAGAACUCGGAGACCUUCAAAAGCUCAUAAAGGACUCGAAACUGCACUCAUCCGGACGAUUUUUGGAUAUUCUCCGGGGAAAUUCCCUGAAGCCCAUGGCCGUGUUGAUUUCCUUCACUAUAUUGAGACAGUUCACCGGCGCUUUUGCAGUCGCUUCUUAUACUGCCGAAAUCUUUGAGACGGCAGGAAGCGGUCUCAGCGGAAUUACGUGCACAGUGAUCAUCAACUUGAUUCAGCUGUGCUUCAACUUCCUGUCGAACGGAUUGACCGAUCGCCUGGGCCGAAAGAAACUUUACGUGACGUCUGCUUCUCUGAUGUGCAUUGCAAAUUUGUCAUUUGGCACAUACUUCCAUUUUCUUCAAAAGAAUCCGACUGCAAUGAAGUCAUUCAAUUGGGUUCCACUCGUCUGCCUAAUCAUAUACAGUAUCGGGUUUUCCGUUGGAUUUGCUUCUUCUCUGUACACGCUCAUGACGGAACUGAUUCCGAUGCGCAUUCGUGGAUCGGCUUCUGCAACGAUAUCUGUUCUCAACCACUUCUUCUGCUACAUCAUCAUCCAGACCUUCUACAACAUGGAAUUGGAGAUGACCGAAGCUGGGACUUUCUGGUUUUACGGUGUGAUUUGCAUAGCUGCUGCUGUUUUCUGCAAAGUGAUCUUGCCGGAGACGAACGGGAAAACUUUGGCCGAACUGGAAACCAUGCUUGACAAAAAAAAGGCAUCAAAACUUAAUGCUGCGGACGACGAUUCGAAGACAUCCGAAACGAACGUAGACGAGGACAUUGAAAAUGCUACGGACCUGGCCAUCAAAAAUACAACUGAGGUGAAAAUACGAAAUCUUGACGAAGUCGGACUUGAAGGUUUGGAGGACGGAGACGGAGCACAUGAAGACGACGGGAUGAAGAAAAUCUGAAGUCUGCUCCGUUUGAAGAGAGUGGCAGUUUUCAUGACUGAAUAAAUAUCUGAAUUUCUUUCGUUUUUUAUUAUUUUUUAUUUCAGUUGAAAGAAAAAAAUAAAUGCGUGAAAACGUU